AUUUUCGAAAAUGAAUACGAAAAAAUCUGAAUUUUCGACAAUGAAGAAGAGUUUAGACAACAAACCUCGACGAUUUGCACCUCAAAUUAGAGCUCCGAGUCAGAUAGAAGAUCCUAAAAUAAUAGCAGAUAUUACUUCUAAAUAUGAUGAAUUCAGUAACAAGUAAUGAUUCCCAAUCAGAGGAAGUGAUGCUUGAAAGCAAUGAUUCUCAAUCUCACUACAGUAAAAAUUUAGGCCAAAAAUAUGCGAAGUGGGGGAAUUAUGCCACAAAUUUUAUUCAAGAUAGUGACCACUUCGAGAAUCAAGAUAGAAUAGAGAAUCCUAAAUCAAGAGCAACCAUUGAUUUACCAAAAGGCUAUUCAGAAAUUAAGACCAUGAUUGGUCCCACUCAAAAUAAAGAAACUAAUCAUAAUAAUUACAAAACCAUAAACAACAAGGAAAACUUUGGAGGGGAUAUGGAUGACAUUGAAGAUAUGAGUGAAUUUGUCGAUGAAAACUCCAGAUUUGUGUAUACUUCUGAUGAAAAUUCCCCUCAAAAAGAGCAAGAUCAGGAUGAAGAUUGUGCCCCAAAUCCAGACUCCGAGAACCUAAAACAUGAUACUAUUCAAUUCGAAGAUAAAGAACCUGAACAUAAGAGUAUUGAUCCCUUUACUAUCAACUUAACUAAUAAAGAUGCUGAGGGUAAUAAUAAUUCUGAAGAACCACAAGAGUCAUUCCAGGUAUACACAGUUCAGGAUUCUACCCGCCAAUAUGUUCAGCAAAAUACAAUAAAGACAGAGGAAAAUAAAAAUACUCCAAGGAAAGAGCCAACUGAGAAUACCUCAAAGCAUAGCCGAUAUUCAAAAUACCAGAUUCCAGUGAGAAAGACUGACUUAGAGUCUGUGGCUAAUAGCGAUAUUGUCAAUUAUGAGAGUAAUGAUGAUGUAGUAAGCCUCACAGGAGAUAAGAAAGUCAGAAAAUACAAUGCUUUCUCGAAUCAAAGUAGUGCCACUAAUAAGAGCAAUACAGCCAAAGCUAAUGCUAAGGGAUUUCCUGCCUUUAACAGGCCUUCAAUAAAUACUGAAUUUUUGAAUGCUCAUAAAAUUGUUGGAGAAACUCCCAUUCAGCAAGCAAAUAUUAAGGAUGAAUUUGAAAUUCAUAACAAUGAAUAUUACGGUAACAAGAGAGAUAGUGAUAUUGUCAGGAUGGAGACAAGUUCGCUUUACACAUCCUUAGCUACUGAUCAAGUAAAACCUAAAGCUUACAAUGAAGAGGGAUCCAAAAGUUCUACUUUAGAAUAUCAAGAAAAGAAUGCCAAUCCGAAUGGUCCAAAGGCUGAAAUAGUCCUUGAUGCCAACCUUCAAAUUUUUUAUGGAAUGAAAGGAGAAAAUAAUUCUUCGAAUACUACACCUAUGAGUGAUGCUAAUGCCAACCAAGAACUUAUAAUGACUCAGCCUCCUCUGAACAGGAUUAGUGAAGAAGUAGUUGAAUCUAAAGAAUCUGUUAGUCCAAAGAAUACCAAACGAGAAACUUCAAUCAAAAGCAAUAAUCCAGAAUUUCUCAUCAAAGAUUCUUAUGAUGACUUAGUAGCGUUUGAAGAAACAGAAAAAAUCAAGACAAGAAAUCGAUCUCCUCUUGCAGAGAGGCCUAUCCUCAACAAGAAGGAAGAGGGAAGACCUAAGACAUACAGAGAAAAUAAAAAGUCUUCUAAAAGCAAGAAAAAGAAAGAAAAAUUAGAAAAGCUCAAACAAUUGCAAGAAUUAGAGAAAAUACUCAAACAAAAAGAACAGCAGAGUAAGAGAAGCUGGGCUGUCAGAAUUAUACAAAAAAUUAUCAAAGGUCAUUUAAGUAGAAGGAGAGUCAAAGCAAUGAAGCAUGAUAAGAUGGUGCUUCAAGUAUUGAGGAGAAUUUUAUCCCAAGCGACGACCCAAAAGCAAAGCAAAUUUAUCAAGAAUAUUAUUUUCAUACUUACCAAAGCUUCUCAAGCAAAACUUAAAAGAAUCAAAGAAAAUCAUCAGCAUGAAAAGAGGCAUAAAACUUUUAACAAAGUUAGAGCAAAGAACUUCGUAUCAAUCAACGAAGCUAGAAAUCAACAAUAUGAGAGAAAUUAUAAGACUCCUUCUAAAACGCAGUUUUGCAUGCCUAACUUUUACAUUGCAAGCAAAAUAGUUGGUUUUGUCAGAGGCUGGAAGAUCAGAAAGAUAAUGAAAUCUAAGGAAAUUGUUGAUAUUAUCAGCAGAUUCAAUGCAGUUUCGAUAUCUAUAAAAAUGUCCCAGUUCAAUCCAAACACUCAAAAUUUUCUGAGAAGUUAUAUGACGGAGAGAUUUCAGAUUGUAGACUACUUGAUAAGCAGUAUUAGGAGACUUUAUAAUACUGGAGAAUGGGUUAGAUCAUAUAACCCAAUAGUAAGAGAGACUGUGACUGAGAAAAAGAGAUAUAACCCUAAUGUAGUUGUAAAUUUAUCUAUGCCGAAAAAUAUGAGAAAAGAUCUGAUCCAAUCUACUUCGACCAUUACUCCUCCUAUUAUGCAUCUAAAUUCUAUUAAUAGCCAUAUGGGUAUUCCAGGAGUAUUCCAAACUCCAAGCAAAAAUGAUAUUAGGGGAAUGAAUUUGGAUAACUCUCAGUAUCAGUCUCCAAAGCUUGGGAUGAGGUCCCCUCCAAACCAAAAUAUGAACUUUAAUCCAAUAAGUUAUGAUCAGCCGAGUAUGGAAAGACAUGGUAUGAAUGAACGAUAUCGUAAGAGUCCUCAAGAUGUUUCAACAAAUUUAAACCAUGGAAACCACGAAGAAGUAAGAGAGACAAAUGAAUUCCCCCCUCAAGCUCAAGCUUCUGUAACAACCUUCACUCCGGUAAAGGUCGAGGAUAUUCCAAUCAAGCCAAGACCUCAGGAAAUUUCACAUAACAGCCCUUCUCCAGAACAAUUCGACCAAGUUGCCAACUCCACUCAUGCAAGCAUUGAAAUCCCCAAAUACGACUUCGAACAAAUCCUCGCCAAAGCCCUCGAAGAACAAGGAGAGCAUGUCGUGGAAGAACCCAAACAAGAGCCCAAACAAAACCAUAACGACAAAUAAGUUCUUAAAGAGAAAGAAGGUCUACGACCCCAGAGAGGCAAUCAAAUAAAGCCAGAAAGUCCAAACCCAAAAAGUCAAAAUCCACCAAGAGACACAAGUCUGCGUUUCCACCAGGGCUCCUCGCAGCCAGAGACGAAGCAGACAGCAACAAAGACAUAGACCCGACACCAGUCAAAUCGCAGCGAUCAAAGUCAAAGCCAAAGAGGAGUCCUGCUCAGCCCAAAAUACAGACCGAAGGCUCAGAGUCUCCAAGAGACGACCAAGAUGCAGCUGAAGAGGAUGAAGUUCCGCUUGACGAAGGCCAGCUCCAAGAUGAACAAAACAAAAAGCCCAUCAAGCCCAAGCCAUUUCUCAAACGCAAGCCAAGGAAAAUCAAGUUCCAAAAACUCAACUGGGGCAAAGUCAAAAGCAGGACCAACUGCUGGGGUGGCAAGAAAUCUGCUCGCAGUGAGCACAGAGACAAGUCAGUUCCAAAGACUAACAAGCCUAACAAAGGCAAAGCAAGUAUAAAGAAAGCUGCUGACAAGCCAAAGCCGAAGCCUAAGACAUUCAACAAUGUGAAGUCAAGGAUCGAUACUGGGAUCAGAAAACCACACAAGGAGCCUGACUUCAUGAACAACAGUGACAGCUUCGAGUAUCCCAAUCAGUACAACCUCGGAGGGUACGCAGAUGAAAGCAGCGGCGGUCUGUUCGAUAAUAACAGAGUUAACAGAAACAACAGGAACCCAGGCCAGAACUUUCCGCUUGAAAUUGAAGUAAAGAAGUUCCAACUCGACGAGGCUCCCAGCAACCUCAGAGACAAGUCAAACUUGCUGUACGAAGUGUUCAGUUCGGAUGAUGGAAGCGCUAACGAUGACCCUGGCCAGUACCCUGUGCAUCAGAUGCAUCAACACAUGGCCGAGCAAGCAGAGAUCCACCCGAACAGCAUGGGACACACCGACAUCAGCAACAUUCAGCCAGCAGACACCCAGAUCGAGCGAACAAGCAUGGAGCCUCUGAGCAUCGACAAGCUCGAAGAACUGUACACCGAAAUCCAUCCUGACCUAAAGAGUCUGGAGCCGUGUUCGGAAGUAAAUCCAGUGUCGAUUCUGCCCCAGAUCACUCCGAACUCAGUGUUCCAUUCAAUAUUCCUGAACUGUUACGGAGAGGAGAUAUACGACAUUAUUCUGGAGGAGCUUCGGACCCAGUACGAGCACCUGUGAGAUUUUUAAAUGAGAAACAUCUUCAACCUAGUAUAUACUCGAAGGAGAAACAUGGAGAUAAUAGAUGCCAACUCGUUU
Moneuplotes crassus is the source of this 4330-nucleotide messenger RNA. Lineage: Eukaryota; Ciliophora; Spirotrichea; Euplotida; Euplotidae. The record is from the annotation of a GenBank genome assembly.